UCAAGCCUGUAACACCCGGUGUUUGAGUUGUGGGAUGGAGUUUCGUUGACUCUAGCUAGUCAGUAAAAUUUUAAUCGCUAAAUUCGUUGUCUUUGUUGUUACACAACGAUAUAGUUCGGGAGCAUUUACCCGUUCAACAUGGCUGAAAAUAUUAUUAUCCGGGUUCAGUCUCCGGAUGGGAUGAGGAAAAUUCCAUCCACCAAGAGGGAGACAGCAUCUGCUUUCAUCAAGAAGGUCGCCAAAGAGUUUGGCUUCAACUCCAAUGGCAUUUCUAUUUACCUGAACCGCAACAAGACGGGAGAGAUCCUGUCCCAGAACAAGACCCUCAGUCUGCUCAAGAUCAAGCAUGGAGACAUGCUGUUCCUGUAUCCCUCGGGCUCCCCAGGGCCAGCUGGAGAGGUGAUGGACGUGGCCACACCUCACUCCUCUUCAUCAUUACCCUCCACAUCCUCCUCCUCCAUAUCCUCCUCCUCGGCAUCCUCCAUGUCUCGCUCCCAGUCCGCCGCCCACAUCCCCGAAGACGAGAUCGACCAGUACCUGGCCAAGCAGGAGGGCAAAAUCUACCGAAAUAAAGAUCCACAACUGUGUCGGCAUGGUGCAAUGGGGAAGUGUGUUCACUGUGUACCACUAGAGCCUUUUGAUGAAGACUACCUGAACCACCUGGACCCGCCAGUCAAGCACAUGUCAUUCCACGCCUACAUCCGCAAGCUGACGGGCGGAGCUGACAAAGGGAAGUUUGUCGCCCUGGAGAACAUCAGCUGUAAGAUCAAGUCUGGUUGUGAGGGCCACCCUCCCUGGCCAGAGGGCAUCUGCACCAAGUGCCAGCCCAGUGCCCUCACCCUCAACAGACAGAAAUACAGACAUGUAGACAACAUCAUGUUUGAGAAUCACACCAUCGCCGACCGCUUCCUGGACUUCUGGAGGAAGACGGGCAGCCAGAGGAUGGGGUACCUGUAUGGCAGGUACACGGAGCAUAAAGACAUCCCUCUGGGCAUCAGGGCUGAGGUGGCCGCCAUCUACGAACCCCCACAGAUCGGUACCCAGAACAGCCUGGAGCUGGUGGAGGACCCUAAAGCUGCAGCUGUGGAGGAGAUCGCUGCCAAGCUGGGACUGCGCAAGGUGGGAUGGAUCUUCUCAGACCUGCUGUCAGAGGACACCAGGAUAGGCACGGUCCGCUACACCAGGAACAAGGACUCCUACUUUCUGAGUGCGGAGGAGUGUAUCACGGCUGGACACUUCCAGAACCAGCAGGCCAACCCCUGCAGACUCUCCCCAGACGGACAUUUCGGCUCAAAGUUUUUCACGGUGGUGGCCACCGGCGGGCCUGAUAACCAGGUCCACUUCGAGGGCUACCAGGUGUCUAACCAGUGCAUGGCGCUGGUGAGAGACGAGUGUCUGCUUCCCUGCAGAGACGCCCCGGAGCUGGGCUACGCUAAAGAGUCCAGCACUGAGCAAUACGUACCCGACGUCUUCUACAAGGACAGGGAUAAAUUUGGAAAUGACAUCACAUAUCUAGCCCGGCCCCUUCCUGUGGAGUACCUAAUCAUAGACAUAACCACCACUUUCCCCAAGGACCCCCAGUACACCUUUAGCUCCACACAGCGCUUCCCCAUAGAGAACCGCGAUAUCCUGGGGGAGACACAGGAUUUCCACAGUUUAGCUACAUACCUGUCCCAGUGCACCUCAACUGUGUUCCUGGACAUCGUCUCUGACUUCCACCUGCUCCUCUUCCUGGUCACAAACGAGGUCAUGCCCCUCGGAGACAGCAUGGGGCUCCUGCUGGACGCUGUGAAGACCUCCAACGAGGAGCUGGCGCAGACCUGGAAGAAGUCGGAGCAGUGGGCCACCAUCGAGCAGCUGUGCAGCACGGUGGGAGGUCAGCCUCCAGGGCCUCAGGAGUACGGGGCCAUGGGGGGGGGGCCCUCAGCCUCGGCCUCCUCCUCGGCCAUGUGGUCCUGUCUCCACUGCACCUUCAUGAACCAACCUGGCACAGAGCUCUGCGAGAUGUGCAGCCUGCCUCGCAGCUAAACCCUCCCUCCUCCUCCCUGCCUCAUGCCCUCCUUAACCCCCCCCCCCCUCUGUCUUUCUCUCUCUCUCUCUCUCUCUCUCUCUCUCUCUCUCUCUCUCUCUCUCUCUCUCUGCGGCAACGACAUCAGCGCACCAGGACCAGUGGCGAGAUCGGAUGUCUCCUCCUUUCUGAACCUGCCCAGCCCCUCAGCCCCGCCCCUCAGCCCUCAGUCUCUCCCGUCUCUCAGACUGCUUUGGGGCUUCAGUACGGCCUACAAAAAAAGAAAAACAAAGCUCUAAAGGAAGCCACUCGUUUACACCGAAAUCCAACAAUGUCGAAGUGAAGAGUGCUCUCUCCAGUGGAUCCUGAUGCCGGCUGGGACGUGAUGCCGGCUGGGACGUGAUGCUGGCUGGGACGUGAUGCCGGCUGGGACGUGAUGCCAGCUGGGACGUGAUGCCGGCUGGGACGUGAUGCCAGCUGGGACGUGUGCAGGAGAAGAAGGCUCCUCCUUCCCACAGCCCUCAGUAGAACCUCUCACGGCUCCAAACAAACAUUGCUGUGAUGCAGGACAACAACAAAGACUGUAGUUUAUGGAUGUUCUCUUCUUCUCUCACCCCAGUGCCCCUCUCUCACCACUUGUUCUGGAAGGCUGUCGUGUAAAUAUACAUUUGAGGAAUGAUGCUGUUAUUUAAUUACAGAUGAAGCCAUUUUUUUCUUUUUUGGGGGGGGUGGGGACUAACUUUGUAUUAGACUUUAAUUUCAGUUUGGUUUAUUUUGCUCAGUCAGGUUUUUGUAGAACUCACUUCCCUCACCAAUAAACUCGAAAUACACACAGUUAUAAAGAGACUUUGUAGCAGGUCAUGUCUUUCAGCAGUCCAGUUCUAGAGCAGCUGAAUCCCAGAAACUAAUCACAUGUUCCCCUCCCCCCCCCCAGAUAUCCCCCUCUCGCCAUGACAACAUGCCCAGGUGCUCCACUAACCUUUCAUGUAGCUUUUUGGUUGCAGCAGUGAUGUGAGAUUGAGGCAUUUCCUCCCGGGUUAUUUAUGACAUUUUUCUUUUUUGGGGGUGGGGAUUGAUGUUGAUGCUCCCAGUGGAUUGACUUGAAUCCAUCACUCUCGGGUUGUGCGUCUCAACUUGAACUGGCGCAAGUUGCGCUUCAUGAUGAUGUUGCUGGUCAUCAUUUAUUACCAUAUUCAUUCUGAAUGGCUUCCAUUUGAGAGUUUUUUUGGGGUCAGGAGUUUUGCCAUCUGUCUCUCUCCCUCCUUCAUCCCUUCUUCCUUGCCUUCCUCCUCCUCCCCCCCCUUCCCGCUUUCUGUCUGGCUACAGUCCAGGAGGACUGAAGCGUAGAGAAUGAGUUUUCUAUGAUGGGGGGCCCCUAUGGGUUUCCAUCAUUUUGCCUUCAAAGCCUCUCAGAAUGCCAGGGGUCACAGGUCAAUCUGGGAAGAGAAAGAUACCCUGAUGCUGAGUUUGUUUUAUCAGACCAACAUGCUGUGCACCUGGAGGAAAGAUGGUGAGACAGAGAGAGAUGGUGAGACAGGAGAGAGAGACAGAUGGUGAGACAGGAGAGAGAGACAGAUGGUGAGACAGAAAGAGAGAGAUGGUGAGAGGAGAGAGUGCACGGAUGGAGCACUAAUACCACCACUCAAAAGCGAGUCCCUAAAUAAAUAAAUUCCCACUUUUUAAGACGUUGGUUUCUCAAAACAGUUAAACAGGAGCAAUGUAAUGUCUGGGUUUCUUUAACACUUAAAAUAAGCACUUACUCUAUCAGCGUUCAGUGAUUGAAAGACUCUUCAAAGCCCAGGUUGCCUAUUGGAAAGAAAUCUACGUUGUAUCAAAGAGAACCUUUUCAGUUAUUUUUUUUGGUCAGUGAAAUUGAGUUUUCAACAUUUUUAUCAGGCAUUAUCCUACAGGAUACCUCAUCUUCAUCCAGCCUUCCAAGUAUUUACUGAAGUGGUUUGACCCAUUGUGUUGCAGAUGCGCUAGACGCAAGACCUGUCACUUGAAAGUUUCCAUUUAUCGGGGUGAUAUAGCGGAAACUGCCCCGUUAAGUCGAGAGGGGGGUUACGGGAUGCAAAUUAUGCUAUUUAUGUUGUAAGAGCUUGAGGGUAAUUCCAUUGAAGAAGUGAGUAUAUAUUUUUAGUUGUAGAUUAAUUUGAGAAUGGUUGACAAAUUGUUUUGCCCAUUUCUACCCCCCCCCCCUCCCUCCCUUUUGUGAGUUCUUGAAUGAUUAUCUGAUGUCAUGCUAAGGAUGGCAAAUGUAUGAAGUCCUCACUAUCCACUCAGAUCUGAAGGGGACCCUGAAAACCUAUGCUGUAGACCUGGAUUUGAGUUUUCAAUUACAGAAAUACCAGUAAAACAAUAAUAAAAAAAACCUACACGAG
This is a messenger RNA of Hypomesus transpacificus, 4389 nucleotides long. It is a transcript of the gene nploc4, whose product is annotated as NPL4 homolog, ubiquitin recognition factor. The record is from RefSeq and is a predicted model, not a curated record. Lineage: Eukaryota; Metazoa; Chordata; Actinopteri; Osmeriformes; Osmeridae. Gene Ontology annotation, cellular component: nucleus. The transcript has 17 exons. Bases 139 to 2028 code for a protein of 629 amino acids. Gene Ontology annotation, molecular function: ubiquitin binding; ubiquitin protein ligase binding. Gene Ontology annotation, biological process: ubiquitin-dependent protein catabolic process.